UUCGCGGUUGCCCUGAGGGACUGUGGCGGGCCGCUCAGGGCGGGGGCUCGGAGCGCCACAGAUGGCUGCUGGACGAGGGAUGCCCAGCUCCGCUCUGCGCGUUCUGGAAGAAGCUCUGGGCAUGGGUUUGACGGCAGCGGGGGACGCGGCGGACGCGGUGGCCGCCGAGGGCGCCUACUACCUGGAACAGGUCACCGUAACUGAAACAUCUGAAGAGGAUUAUGAAUAUGAAGAGAUACCAGAUGACAAUUUUAGCAUUCCAGAAGGCGAAGAAGAUCUGGCAAAAGCAAUUCAGAUGGCCCAAGAACAAGUUACAGAUACUCAAAUUUUGGAACAGAAGACAGUUUUUCCUUCAAAGCAUAUAGUACCCGAAGUAAUAGAAGACUUUCUCUGCAAUUUCCUGAUCAAAAUGGGAAUGACCAGAACUCUUGAUUGCUUUCAGUCUGAAUGGUAUGAAUUAAUACAGAAGGGAGUAAAUGAACUUAGAGCUGUUGGGAAUGUUCCAGAUGUCUACACCCAGAUUAUGCUUUUAGAAAAUGAGAACAAAAAUUUAAAGAAAGACUUGAAGCACUACAAACAGGCAGCUGAUAAGGCUAGAGAAGACCUGCUGAAAACUCAGAAAGAACGUGAUUUUCAUCGAAUGCAUCACAAGCGAAUAGACCAGGAAAAGAACAAAUUAAUUAAUGACCUCAAAGGGUUGAAGUUACAUUAUGCAUCUUAUGAACCAACUAUAAGGGUGUUACAUGAGAAGCACCACACUUUACUGAAGGAGAAAAUGCUGACCUCCUUGGAAAGAGACAGAGCAAUUGGGAAGAUUAAUGAGCUUCAAGCAACAUUUAAAAACGUAGCAAUAGGAUAUAAUUACUAUGUUCCCAAAAUUAAAGGUAUUAAUAUGUGCACAAGAUGAAGAAAUUCUAAUUUAAUACUGGUUUGGUGAUUUCUCAUCCCUAUCAGUGAUUAACAUUCUAGAGAUAUUUAACAGUGAGAAGUGAUGUGUAACUAUUUCUCAAAUUAAAAUUGUAAUAUAAAGAUUAAGAGGAAAUAUAGGUAGGAUACUAUAUGAUUAAUUUUAGAGAAAAAUGAGUCAACCACAAUGGAAUGACUUAUGCUUCUGGCCAUAAUGGAGUACCUGGUACCAGACUAGUCUUCUCUCUAUAAAUAACUCUAAAACUAAACUCUACAGAUAAGGCAGCUAUUUUUAGGCAUUAGAAAACAGACAAUACAAGUCACAGAAGGCAAAUGAGAGAAGGAAAAUUUACAAGAUGAGCUCUAACAUCACAAUGGCUUUGUGGCUAGGCAAUUUCCAAACCAAGCUUCAUGGAAAUGGAUGCUAAGAAGAGCACGGCAGUCCUGAUGAAUUGAAAUGGCAGAGACUAUAGUUGACAGCUUUUGAAGCAACUAAAAUCUGUAGGAAAAGUCACCAGAGAAGAGGGAGGUGUAAUGAGGAACAGCCCAGUUUGUGAGGGAAUUUACUGAGUUCUUAGCUGAUGUCUGUGCUACACAUGCAUGAUUACCUGAGACUUACAAGAGGAUUAAAAUUCUGGAGGACUAAGAGGAGACCAGAGAUUCUAGAAGUCAAGCAGUGAUGGGAGACAUUGCAGAUCGCUUCCUGGGUGGAAGGACCUCUUUCAUACCUUAUUAACAACAAAUUAAUGGUCAGCAUCCUGUACCCACCUUAUUAGGCAGAAACAAAGCUUACACAGGAUUCUUAAGGGAGACAAGAGUUUGGAGUUUGAGUCUGCCAAGUUAGAGGGCCUUGGGAAACAGAGCUUUUCAUGGAUCCAUCUUAACAAAGCAUAAAAUUAAACCUAGACUUUUAAGAUGAUCAGCCAAAAACUGAACUGCCUUUUAGAACAAAAAUUAAUAUUCUUUAGAGGAAGACAAUCAUCCAGAGUCUUUACAAUCUGUCAUCUACACUACGAAGUAUAUAAUUAAAAUUUUCUAGAUAUGUAUAGGAACAGAAAAAUGUGACCCUCAAUCAAGACAACAAACAAUAAGUAGAAACCUACCUUGAGAUGGCUGAGGUGUUGGAUUCAGCAAAUAAAAAAAUGCUAAAACAGCUAGUUUAAUAUGUUCAAGGACUUAGGGGAAAAUACGAUAGUAAACGAACAGAUAGGGAAUCUCAGGAGAGAAAUGAAAAACUGCACACAAACACCCCUCACCCCCGCCAAAGGAAAUUGAAGUUCUAGAACUGAAAAAUAGAAUAAAUGAAAUGAAAAAUUUAUUGAAUAUACUUCACAAGAAAUUAGAGAUGACAAAAGUGUCAGUAAAUUGAAGAGACAUGAAUAGAAAUUUUUCAAAAGAAGAUAUAAGAAUGGCUAACAAACAUAUGAAAAAAUGCUCAACAUCC
Messenger RNA from Lemur catta (Ring-tailed lemur), 2350 nucleotides. Its product is annotated as sperm-associated antigen 16 protein-like. Gene Ontology annotation, biological process: axoneme assembly. Gene Ontology annotation, cellular component: axonemal central apparatus. The coding region runs from base 62 to 907 and encodes 281 amino acids. The record is from RefSeq and is a predicted model, not a curated record. NCBI's taxonomy places the organism in Eukaryota, Metazoa, Chordata, Mammalia, Primates, Lemuridae. The transcript is spliced from 8 exons.